AUGAAAAACCAUCCGCUUCUGCAAAAUGCACCCAGAGUCCGCGAUUGCUUCGUUGCUCUAUUCUUCGACUCAUUACUGCUUCCAGAUCCAUUGUCGCAGUGUUCUAAUGUGAUACACACGCCUCAUGCGUCAUGGUUUUCUGACAGUUCAUGUAAAGAAUUGAGGGUCAAUGCUGCUAAAGAGGUACGACGAGCAAUUUUGAAUCGGUUUCCCAAUGACUUGCUCAAUUGUGUUAACAAAGAACAGUUGCUUACGAGUGGUGGUGGUGCUCGAAGGGCCCUGGUUGCUGCCGCUGCAGCUGCAGCUAGUCAACCUGGACCUAGCAGCUACAAUCCACUUGUGGGAAUGCAGAACUUCGGCUUCAACGGUUUGCCGCAAAUGAGUCAGAUGGGCGCAUUCUCGUACGGGAACCCGUUGUUGGCCAUGGGUGGUAUGAAUCUGAAUCCGUUGCUGAUGACGCCAAACUCGGCUGCUUUGGCUCAGUUUGCAAAUCCUGCAGCAGCACUUUCAACGCUUGCCGCUCAGACUUCACAGGGACCUGUGGUAAACGUCGGAUCUCCGGCUCUUAACGCAACUCCGAGCCCUAAUGCAACCUCGGGAAAGUUGGCAAGUCCGCAAAAUGGAGGAAUUACACCACCGUCUCCGUCCAAUGCCGAAGUUCCUGCGUCUCUAUCUGCAAACUUGCCCGGCGCAACGGGUGCGUCCGGAGAAGAGAUCCGUUUGAAGACUGAAAAGGAGGAAUCAUCCGAGGUGAACGGCCAAGGAGAGAACGAGCUGAAUGGUACUAAGGAGUAG
Messenger RNA from Haemonchus placei, 795 nucleotides. Lineage: Eukaryota; Metazoa; Nematoda; Chromadorea; Rhabditida; Trichostrongylidae. The record is from the annotation of a GenBank genome assembly.